Megachile rotundata (alfalfa leafcutting bee) is the source of this 3119-nucleotide messenger RNA. RefSeq lists its product as uncharacterized. NCBI's taxonomy places the organism in Eukaryota, Metazoa, Arthropoda, Insecta, Hymenoptera, Megachilidae. Gene Ontology annotation, cellular component: MICOS complex; mitochondrial crista junction. Gene Ontology annotation, biological process: cristae formation. The record is from RefSeq and is a predicted model, not a curated record.
CUUAAAGGAAUUGCUUCCUUAACGGGCGUUAAAUCGACUUUCCCAACCUGCUCUUACCGGCUUCGCGAUUGACAAAUAUUUCGUGGUCGUCUUCUUCCACUAAUUUCGUCUUUUACUAUUUUUCCUUUCAUCCUUCUUCUUGGCCUUUUUUCUUCGCUCGGAAUGUUGCUUCGAACCUCGAGCUACUCUCGCUACCUUCCGCUUCCACCUGGACGAACGCUCGCUCGGCCUCCUGGCGUUCGUCCAACAAUCCGUACUACGUACUUCGAAGUAGCCAACGAUGCCUCGGGAAAAGAACGAACGAAUCGAUAGAUUCGUGGAACGAGCGUCCACGACGAAACAACGUUUCCGCGCCGUUUUCGCGAUAGCCGCUCGAAUUCUCUUCUUGUCCCGCGACGAAUUUUCUCCUUCGAGCUAUACCGAAGAUACCGAGAAACGCGGAGGAAAUUAGCAGACGUUCUAAAGCGAAACUAUUCCCGUAACGAGAUCGUAUUAAUCGAGUAGUUGGAAAUCGGGGUGCAAAGGUUCGCGUCGAGAACGAAUAUCUCGAUCGAAGUCGAGGAAGAUAACGCAGUCGCGUAAACGAGUUCCGACCAAUUCCGACCUAGUAGAUAUUUAACCGAAAACGCGAACGGGAAGGGAAGAAAAAUAAGCGGAAGAAAAUGCAGAAAAGAAUGCAAGAGGAAACGUCGCAGAUAGGAUGUUACGUAUGGGGAACGUUCAGUCAAGUUUCAUUCGCGAAUCCUCGUUCGGUUCUUUCUCCUUUCGCGGACCGCUGAUAAGGAAGAAGAUAUAAAGCAGGCAAGAUUAGAAAGCCGCCGAGGGAGAUGGGGGGAUGCUGGUGGCGAAGCGGUUGAAAGAGGGCUCGGUUUACUUGAUGAAACGGAGUUUUCCAACGAGAGGUACGCGCCACUUUUCCGCCGCCUACGUGUUUGCCAGCAGCCACGGCAACCUCACGAUUCCUUAUUCAUCAACGCCAUUGGAAAAACUCGUGAAAUUUGCAUCCCGACACGCUCGUACAUCCUCCGUAUUUAUGCACUCGACCAAUCCCGCCAUCCUUAAACGGUCUCUCCGUUUUUCAACGGCGCGUGCUGCAUCCGAUUUAAUUUUUAUCGCGUCAACGUUUCUCUGAAAAACUUGUUCCGAUCGUGGCGCGGCGCCGACGAGAUUCGUUCCUGUUACGAAGCUUCUUCGAAACGUUCAUCUACUGGGACGACGAAAAAAUGAGCAUCGUCGCGACGGCUUAUAAAUUUUGUCGGCACAUCGAACGUUAAUACGGUGGAACGUUCAAGGAGUGUAAGGAAGACAAGGUUUGACAAGUGGUGUCGAUUAACGCUUCGGAGACAACGCAUUUUUUCCAAUUCGACGUUUCUAAGAAAUUAUCUAAGCUGCGAAGCUAAUAGGUACCUAUGUAACUUCGAUGCGAAAAGAGGGAAAAAUUUGAACCGACGCGAAAUUUUCAAACCGGGAAAGAAGCAUCGGUACGCGAAGGCUGGCUGCAAAAAGGUGACGUUACGGGAAGGAACGGUGGUGCGCGUCGAAGAAAAGUUGGAGAUAGACCGAGCGAAACGGUAGUCGAAUACUACAGGGUAGAAAAACGACGCGGAAAAAAAGGAAAGACGGAAAAAACGUAGAAAGGAAAAGAACUGCUGAAGCGCUUGUAAUUACGUUGGAAAGAGAACCGAGAAUCGGAUCAUAACUUGGCGAAUAAUUAAUUUAUAAUUAAAAGAACGUUGUAAGUAAGCCUUGGAAUAUUUAAUAGAGCUUCGUGUUCGAAAGGAAGACGAGGAAAAAGAAUUCUGUCGCUGAAUACGAUAAUAUAGAAGGUAGAGUGACGCUAUUCGAUAAGUAAUAUCGAGCAUAGAGAUACGCAAAGUCGAAGAAGGAGUAAAGAAAUAAAUAGAGAAGCAACUUCGCGGAGCUGAAAGUUCCGGUGACUGGGCGAGCGGUGGUUCGUAUCGAAGAACGACGAGCGAAAAGAUGAUCGCGCGGAUCGGCGAAAAUUUCGACGACGCGCGGUAACGGAAGAAACGAUGAAAAUUUGAACCGGUUUAGUAGUCGAGGGCGCGAUUUAUCGUCGAGCGAAAAGCCCUUCGAUCCCGAACAAAAGGCUCGUCGGUGAACCAUUUCCUUCGCUAAAUUAUUCCUCGGAGGUUAUAAGAUGCAAAGCGAACGCGUGUAAUCCCUCGAAAUUUCGCGAGUUUCGUGAAAAAUUCACGCGGCAAACGUUGGUAGAAAAAAGGAUCGUUCCUUCGUCGACGACGUCUUUAAUUUUCGUGGCUCGGCAAGCCCUAUUGAACGCGAUCUUUUGUCGUUCGACUUUCCCAUCUCUGCCGGGGGAUAAUUCUUCGUCUCGGUGAAGCGUCGCGGAAACGAGGACACGGAACGUUCUCAAAGCGAAAUAAAUCGGAGCGGUGCGGCGAGGUAUCGGCGAGGUAUCGGCGCGACGACCAAUCGGUACGAUGAAAAGGGGAUCCAAGUGUAUCGCCCGGACCAUCAAUUUGUCCAACCCGGAGACCUGCAUAAGACCGAAGAGGAUUCAGAAGCUCGUCGAAGCGAUGCAACCGUGUCCGAGUCAUGUCGGGACUGGAUCCUCUUAUUGGACUCCGAGACCGGUCGCUAUUAAAAUUUGCACGUGGAAGGAUAUGCGAAGGACUUGUCCACCAAAGCUUUGCGAUUGUUCGCCAAGGGCGCCAUCGAAGACCGCGGGCCAGAGGUUAUGCGUGGCUCUGCUGUUCCUCUUAAAGAGCAGCGUCGCUGCUGGACUCGUUUAUUGGACCAAUGCCGAAGGCUUAUGGGGCUCGAGCGACGAAGCGGAAGAUCUAUACUAUAGACUAAUGGGUACCAUCGCGGCCAUCUUCUCCGACGACUACGACAGCGAUCAAGUAACGUUCUACCAAAUCGUAACGCGUUCGCAGAUCGAGUUGCCUCGCGUAGGAGAGUUCAAGUACCGCAUGAUACAGACGUACAAUCGCGCGGUGUUCAUGGUCAUGAACUGUAUCGUGGAGACGUCGAUAAAGUUGCGGGAACAGAUUCGAUAUAUCCUGUCCCCUCAGGAGAACGAGCAGGAACCAGAAGAGUCCUCCGAUGGCUCGGCGAACGGCAAAAAGCAAACUUGA